AUGGAUAUAGUUUCAACAGAUAAUGAAUGGGUAUCUUUAGAAGAAAUUACUCCUCAACCAAUGGAAAUACAGCAAACAUUGCCUGUUGUUAAUAAUAACAUAGUAAAAAAUGAACAUGAAGUUGAAAAUCUUUUUCUCAAUAAAUGUUAUUCAAAAAUACGUUCACAUCUAAGUAUUUUUAUUUCUAUUUUAUUUGUAAGUUUAUCAAUACUUACUGGUAUUUUGGUUAUUUGUUUAACACCACGAUCACAGAUUGAAUCUUCAUGUUCAUUAAAAUUUACAUCAAUAAAUUCGUUUAAAAGUCAAUAUGAUUCAUUUCCGCAAUCUCUUGCGCUUGCAGAUUUUAAUAAUGAUUAUAAUAUUGAUAUAGUUAUUGCUAAUACUAACAAUGAUAAUAUUGAAAUAUUUAUUAAUAAUAAUAAUCAAACAUAUAUUAGUCAAAUAACUUAUUCAACUGAUAUUAAUUCUCAUCCAUAUUCAGUUACAGUUUCUGAUCUUAAUAAUGAUACAUUUAUUGAUAUUAUGGUUGCUAAUUAUGGUACACAUUCAUUUGGAAUUUUUUAUGGAUAUGGAAAUAAUACAUUUAAUAAUCAAAAAACAUUUUCAACGGAUUCUUCGCGUCCACGUCAAGUUAUUGUUGCUGAUAUUUAUAAUGAUUAUUAUCUUGAUAGAAAUCAUUCAAAUAUGAUCUAA
Adineta steineri is the source of this 693-nucleotide messenger RNA. NCBI's taxonomy places the organism in Eukaryota, Metazoa, Rotifera, Eurotatoria, Adinetida, Adinetidae. The record is from the annotation of a GenBank genome assembly.